AUGGCCUUCCGGAAGGCCUUGAAAAGGACAGCAAUCAUCAGAACCAGGGCGGCCGCUGCUGUUCUGGACCAAUCACAACUGUCAGAAUACAGAAAGACAGAAUAAAUGGGCAUGGGCUGGCGUAUGUAGCAGCCGAGGGGGAGUUACAGCUCUCCACCCUGCAAGACACUGAGGAGUUUGACGUCCUUGUCGUAAGGGGACUGUCCACGGGCUCCGGUUGUGCCUUAGACGCUGUCACAUUUCAACCACUCCACAAACUAUAGUUUUGGCAAGUCGGUUAGGACAUCUACUUUGUGAUUACAGACAGAUUAUUUCACUUAUAAUUCACUGUAUCACAAUUCCAGUGGGUCUAACUGUAAGUCGCUCUGGAUAAGAGCGUCUGCUAAAUGACUAAAAAUGUAAAUGUAAAUGUCAGAAGUUUACAUACACAAGUUGACUGUGCCUUUAAACAGCUUGGAAAAUUCCAGAAAAUGAUGUCAUGGCUUUAGAAGCUUCUGAUAGGCUAAUCGACAUCAUUUGAGUCAAUUGGAGGUGUACCUGUGGAUGUAUUUCAAGGCUCUUUGCUUGCCAGGCUUGUCGCCUGAAGGUACCACGUUCAUCUGUACAAACAAUAGUACGCAAGUAUAAACACCAUGGGACCACACAGCCGUCAUACCGCUCAGGAAGGAGACGUGUUCUGUCUCCUAGAGAUGAACGUACUUUGGUGCGAAAAGUGCAAAUCAAUCCCAGAACAACAGCAAAGGACCUUGUGAAGAUGCUGGAGGAAACAGGUACAAAAGUAUCUAUAUCUACAGUAAAAGGAGUCCUAUAUCGACAUAACCUGAAAGGCCGCUCAGCAAGGAAGAAGCCACUGCUCCAAAACCGCCAUAGAACAGCCAGACUACGGUUUGCAACUGCACAUGGGGACAAAGAUCGUACUUUUUGGCAAAAUGUCCUCUGGUCUGAUGAAACAAAAAUAGAACUGUUUGGCCGUAAUGACCAUUGUUGUGUUUGGAGGAAAAAGGGGACAGCUUGCAAGCCGAAGAACACCAUCCCAACCGUGAAGCACGGGGGUGGCAGCAUCAUGCUGUGGGGGUGCUUUGCUGCAGGAGGUACUGGUGCACUUCACAAAAUAGAUGGCAUCAUGAGGAAGGUAAAUUAUGUGGAUAUAUUGAAGCAACAUCUCAAGACAUCAGUCAGGAAGUUAAAGCUUGGUCGCAAAUGGGUCUUCCAAAUGGACAAUGACCUCAAGAAUACUUCCAAAGUUGUGGCAAAAUGGCUUAAGGACAACAAAGUCAAGGUAUUGGAGUGGCCAUCACAAAGCCCUGACCUCAAACCUAUAGAAAAUGUGUGGGCAGAACUGAAAAUGCGUGUGCGAGCAAGGAGGCCUACAAACCUGACUCAGUUACACCAGCUCUGUCAGGAGGAAUGGGCCAAAAUUCACUCAACUUAUUGUGGGAAGCUUGUGGAAGGCUACCCGAACCAUUUGACCCAAGUUAAACAAUUUAAAGGAAAUGCUACCAAAUACUAAUUGAGUGUAUGUAAACUUCUGACCCACUGGGAAUGUGCUGAAAUAAAUAAAAGCUGAAAUAAAUCAUUCUCUCUACUAUUAUUCUGACAUUUCACAUUCUUAAAAUUAAGUGGUGAUCCUAACUGACCUAAGACAGGGAAUUUUUACUAGGAUUAAAUGUCAUGAAUUGUGAAAAACUGAGUUUAAAUGUAUUUGGCUAAGGUGUAUGUAAUCUUCCGACUUCAACUGUAUGUAUAGUUGUUCAGUGGAGCUUGACGGUAAGAGCCAGUAGGCUACCAUCAGUACGAACCCUCCUCUCUGGUUGUCAGGAAAAAUAUACAUCUAAUGGCCUCUUCUGAUGUCUUCUGUCAGAUCAUGAAAGGGGUUUUCAUGACAAUGGACAUUAGUUGGUUUCUCCCAAAGCCAUAUAUUAAGAGAACGGACACCAUGUUUAUAAUGCAUGCCCAAUACAUUGCGCCUUUAUUCGCAACAACCACUUUAAUGCCUUCUGCAUUCUGCAUUCUUCUUCUUCUUCUAAAGUGUUUGUUUGCACAUUACCUGCCAUUACCAUUACAACUACCCCAAAAUGUAAGGAGAGAGAGAAAAAAGAGAGAGAGAGAGAGGCAGUGGCAGAAACAGAGAGAAGGGAGAGAGAGAAUGAGGAAGAGAGAAAAAAACAGAGAGACAGACAGAGAUACAGACAGAAAUACAGACAGACAGACAGACAGACAGACAGACAGACAGACAGACAGACAGACAGACAGACAGACAGACAGACAGACAGACAGACAGACAGACAGAGAGAGAGACAGACAGACAAAGAGAGAGAGAGUGGGUGUGCGAGAGAGAGAGAAACGGAGAGAGUCAGAGAUAGAGAGAAAGCAGUAGAGAGAGAGAGAGAAACAAGAGAGACAAGGCAAGAAGGGCCUUCUAUGCCAUCAAAAGGAACAUAUAAUUUGACAUACCAAUUAGGAUCUGGCUAAAAAUACUUGAAUCAGUUAUAGAACCCAUUGCCCUUUAUGGUUCUGAGGUCUGGGGUCCGCUCACCAACCAAGAAUUCACAAAAUGGGACAAACACCAAAUUGAGACUCUGCAUGCAGAAUUCUGCAAAAACAUCCUCCGUGUACAACGUAAAACACCAAAUAAUGCAUGCAGAGCAGAAUUAGGUCAAUACCCGCUAAUUAUCAAAAUCCAGAAAAGAGACGUUAAAUUCUAUAACCACUUAAAAGGAAGCGAUUCCCAAACCUUCCAUAACAAAGCCAUCACCUACAGAGAGAUGAACUUGGAGAAGAGUCCCCUAAGUAAGCUUGUCCUGGGCCUCUGUUCACAAACACAAACAGACCCCACACAGCCCCAGGACAACAACAACAACAACAACAACAACAACAACACAAUUAGACCCAACCAAAUCAUGAGAAAACAAAAAGAGAAUUACUUGACACAUUGGAAAGAACAAACAAAAAAACUGAGCAAACUAGAAUGCUAUUUGGCCCUAAACAGAGAGUACACAGUGGCAGAAUACCUGACCACUGUGACUGACCCAAACUUAAGGAAAGCUUUGACUAUGUACAGACUCAGUGACCAUAGCCUUGCUAUUGAGAAAGGCCGCCGUAGGCAGACCAAGAGAAGACAGGCUAUGUGCACACUGCCCACGAAAUGAGGUGGAAACUGAGCUGCACUUCCUAACCUCCUGCCAAAUGUAUGACCAUAUUAGAGACACAUAUUUCCCUCAGAUUACAGCGAUCCACAAAGAAUUCGAAAACAAACCCAAUUUUGAUAAACUCCCUUAUCUACUGGGUGAAAAACCACAGUGUGCCAUCACAGCUGCAAGAUUUGUGACCUGUUGCCACAAGAUAAGGGCAACCAGUGAAGAACAAACACCAUUGUAAAUACAACCCAUAUUUAUGUUUAUUUAUUUUCCCAUUUGUACUUGAACUAUUUGCACAUUGUUACAACACUGUAUAUAUACAUAAUAUGACAUUUGAAAUGUCUUUAUUCUUUUGAAACUUCUGAGUGUAAUGUUUACUGUUAAUAUUUAUUGUUUAUUUCACUUUUGUUUACUAUCUACUUCCCUUGCUUUGGCAAUGUUAACACACGUUUCCCAUGCCAAUAAAGCCCUUAAAUUGAAAUUGAAAUUGAAUUGAAACAGAGAGAGAGAGAGAGAGAGAGAGAGAGAAAGCGGUAGAGAGAGAGAGAAACAGACAGAUUUAGUAUUUUAGUAGUUUAUUAGGAUCCCCAUUAGCUGUUACUGAAUUAGCAGCUACCCUUCCUGGGGUCCACACACAACAUAAAGCAGGACAUAAUACAGGUCCUCUGUAGCUCAGCUGGUAGAGCACGGCGCUUGUAACGCCAAGGUAGUGGGUUCGAUCCCCGGGACCACCCAUACACAAAAAUGUAUGCACGCACGACUGUAAGUCGCUUUGGAUAAAAGCGUCUGCUAAAUGGCAUAUUAUUAAUAGACAAGAAUAGCUCAAGGACUGAACAACACACAUUUAGGCCUCCUUUAGCUCAGUUGGUAGAGCAUGGCACUUGCAACGCCAGGAUUGUGGGUUCGAUUCCCACAGGGGGCCAGUAUGAAAAAUGUAUGCACUCACUAAACUGUAAGUCGCUCUGGAUAAGAGCGUCUGCUAAAUGACUAAAAUUUUAAAACAUUUAAAUAGAUAUUGAGAGAUGGAGUGUGGAGAAAGCGGUGGCGUUGUUGGGUUCUAUGUGUUCUAAUUCUCUGGAACACAGGAAAUAAAACAUUACUAGUGGAGUAAAAUGAAUGUGUUAGCCACCACAGUCAGUUGCUAUUGUUCAUUCACUGUGAAUCAUGAUUUGCAUUGGAUAUCCGUUUUGAAAACACAGUACAGUGUGUAAUUAAGCUAUUUACGAGCCAUCUACAGUAUAUCCCCUCCCUCCAUUCUAGAGAGCUGUUGACUGUAUCCAAUUUGGCUUUCCAGGCAGGCUAAAUCACACACUCAAUGUAUUUGAAAGAAAACUAAUACUAUUUGAACCCAGGUAUAGCCUGCUCCAGAGUGAGAGCUGCCUGGUGUAGAUAUGAAGGUUAUGUUCUAGUAUCCAUACUAGCAUCACUUAUAAUGCAUGCCCAAUACAUUGCUUCAUUCUGAGUGGUAUGCUAGAGUGGAUAUAGGAACAGAGCCGAAGAAGAGUCCUCUGUGAUUACUGACUAAGGGGACUGAGGGGAGAGCUGAGAGCUGGAGCUGACACCACCACUGCUGUGGAUCAUCCCUCUGUAACACAGCCCAGGUCAGCAGCACUCCUCUCUGCUUGACAGCCAGCCAUCCAAGUCACACACACACACAGACACACACAGACACACACACACACACAGAAGCAGUAUGAGUGUAGAGAUGAUUGUACCCAAUGUACUAUGCUAUGACCUACAUCUAAAUGUUAUGAAUGUGUGGGUGUGCAGUUGAUAAAAUUGCUUCUUUGAGUCGUGUAGCUGGUGUACUAGGUGGUGUGCUUGGUUUAACCAUACAUAGAGCUGUCUCAGGGGGAAAGCGCUCUCCAAAACUGGGGAGAAUCAUCCCAUAAGCUUUAGUAAGAUUACUUUCAAACUCCGGUAUAUACCGUAAAUUGACAUUAACUCUGAUUAGGUUGAAAUCCUUUUCUUUGGAUACAUACAGCAGGGUUUACUCAAACACACAAAGAGCAUCAAUUCCAGCCUGAAAUAUUGUACACAGUGGAGUGGAAGCUUUAGUAGGGUGUUUUUUAGGAUGGGUGUGAGUCAACACCAGCUACCGUGUCUCGCUGCAUGUCUCCUCUCUUACUCGGCAGUGUGUGUGUGUGUGUGUGUGUUCUACUUCUGGCCCGACAGCUUGAAGAACACAGCGAGAGCUCUGGGAUGAGUAGUGUGUGUUUGGUCAGGAAAGCGGUGGGAAGCGAUGAGGGGUAGAGGGCACUGCCGCAGAGUACAGAGAAAACAGUGGGGGAGAAAUGAAGACAGAUCAGACUUCCUGCUGCAAAUACAAAUUGUUACACCUUUCCCAUAUUCAAGUCAUUUGAAACAUAUUCAAGUUAUUAGCCUUAUGAACAUAGAAACUUGGUUGCAGUUUCUGUGCCACAACUGUUCAAUUGUUUAAAUACAUCUUUACUGGUAAUCAGAAUGUGUUGUUAGGUGUGAAGUUAUAUGGCUACAAUUUGAUUAAUGUUUGAAGUGUGAUUUUUAUGCUUGCUUACAUAAUGUCUAUUUGUUUGGCCACCACUCAGAUUGUAUUUUGGCCCACCAAGCCCCUGGUCUAAAUGCUAAUGUCUCCAAUUCAUAGUAAACUGGCUGAAUGAAACACCCUCACAACAGAGUGAGUACUCACAGAGGCUGUCUACAAGCAGUGUGACUAACUGGGGUUCCAGUCUGCGUCUCCCAUGCGGCACACAACUCUGUUAGCCCUCUGAGCUAAAGCCUAGGUAAUAAGUCAUAAAGCAAACACAACUCUUCAUGUCUGAGGCAAGGUUAGCUAUCAAGCAAGCAUGGUUCACUAAACCACUUCCGUUACAGCAGCAAGAUAUAUUUUCAUGUUGUUCUGCCUUUUAAACUAGCUGAAAGAUAUACACUGUGGACUGGAGCCCAGCGAACAUGGUCAAUAUUGGACUGAGUAAUUAGCUUGUGGUGACAGACUAUGAUCAAUGGCUCUGGGUGUAUGUGCCCAACUUACAAAUUAUGCCUGUGGUCCGAUGAAGCUGUGAUCAAUAAGACAAUAAUCAAUAUUCACAAGUGUCUGGAGAAGGAAGCAUUCCAUCUCCAUCCUGUUUGUCCUGGAACCAAGGCCACUGACUGACAUUUUUUAAAUGACCCUCUGUUCCCUGCAGCAGUGAAUCGAACAAACACAAAGCACACAUGCACACACACACACACGCACACACAUACACACACACACACACACACACACACACACACACACAACUUUAUGUAGCCUGCAGCAGUGAUUCUAACAAGGAUCUGCCUCCUCCAUAUGUUGGUUACCCUCUAUUUAUUGUAUAUUUUAAUUUUUGAUUUUUCUUCCAAAAAUAAUAAAUUGGGUAUUAUAAGAAAUGUUAUAUUACUUUUCACAAUGCAAAUUGUUUAUAAUAAUAAUAAUAAUAAUAAUAAUAAUAAUAAUAAUAAUAGCCCUUUCAUCUGUUACAUUCACUGAUAAAAUGUACUCAAAAUUUGUCAGCCAAGAUAUUUCAUGUUGAAAAUGUCAUGACUCUGCGAAUGGUGGUCCUCAAGAGGUUUUGAUGGUGAUUUGGAGGUUGUGAACCGCUGCUCUAGGGACACAGCAAUGACAGCUACACAGCUACAAUCCCCAAUUAGACAGGGGUCUAUGAUGCUAUCACAGUUCAUGUUUCUCGUUUUGAACAGCAUGAUUAAACAUGACGUUGGAACAAAUAUCCCACUGUUUUUUUUUCAAGCUUCCAACAAGGAGGAUGGACAUACAAAACCACCCCUAUGAACUUGUGGCAUUAGCUAACUACUACAGGUCCAGAACCAGUUAAACGGAUGGCAUGAACAGAGUGGGCAACGUGGGCAAAUAUCAAAGCUCAUCUUCUCCCCCCUCUUCUAUGACUAAUGAAUGCACAGCUGUCAUCCUCAGUGGGAAAUGGAACAUAGCAUGUUGUGGUGAAACCUGCCUUGAUGCUGUCACCUGCUGAGAAGAUCCUUCAGGUUGGCAGCUGCACCCCCGAAAAAAUAGCAGGGAGGGACAGCCUAUCCUAGCAAGUUCCCUGAACCGACUGUACCGUACAGUGCUGUACAGAACACUGUAUCCUGCCAGUAUGUGUCUGGUCACUGGUGUGUUCUCAGCUCCUGUGUGUGUGACACCGUGCAUAUGACAUCAUCUUCCCCCACCACCCACCCGCCUCUUCUCCCUUUCUCUAGCCACUUCAUCAACAUCCACCCACACCAACAGAGCCCAGAGGCCACCCACUCCAUGCGUCUCUCGUCGCAUCUCUGUCUCUCUGUGUGUGUGUGUGUGUGUGUGUGUGUGUGUGUGUGUGUGUGUGUGUGUGUGUGUAAGAGUGUGUGUCUAUGUGUGUGUGUGCAUCAUGUGUAAGCCCUGGCUCCUGUAACAUUGGCUCAAGGCAGAUGGGAGUGGGCCAUGGUUUGAACAGGAAAGACAAGAAGGGACUUGGACCCAGCUUGGGUCUUGGUUGUGGAGGAGAGGUGUGUGUGCAUGUGCAUGUGUGUGUGGAGGGUGUAGAGAAGGAGUGUAGUCCCGACUACGUCAGCUCAGAUCAGGGCUGGCGAUGAUGAUUCUACAUAUGCAGAGAGCAAAUCCAUCCAAGGGGUAUAACAACUGCCUCUGAUUCACUGUUGUUUUAUGAAUACGAAAAAUAUGAGAAUGAAUAUGUAAUGUCUAAUUCUCUCCUGCUGACAGUGGAGCUAGGAGGCACAGACGGCUUCAUAGAUGAAGUUAUGCUGAAUCAAAGGGUUCUAACAGACGGAUUCAUAGAUGAAGUUAUGCUGAAUCAAAGGGUUCUAACAGACGGAUUCAUAGAUGAAGUUAUGCUGAAUCAAAGGGUUCUAACAGACGGAUUCAUAGAUGAAGUUAUGCUGAAUCAAAGGGUUCUAACAGACGGAUUAAUAGAUGAAGUUAUGCUGAAUCAAAGGGUUCUAACAGACGGAUUCAUAGAUGAAGUUAUGCUGAAUCAAAGGGUUCUAACAGACGGAUUCAUAGAUGAAGUUAUGCUGAAUCAAAGGGUUCUAACAGAUGGAUUCAUAGAUGAAGUUAUGCUGAAUCAAAGGGUUCUAACAGACGGAUUCAUAGAUGAAGUUAUGCUGAAUCAAAGGGUUCUAACAGACGGAUUCAUAGAUGGAGUUAUGCUGAAUCAAAGGGUUCUAACAGACGGAUUCAUAGAUGGAGUUAUGCUGAAUCAAAGGGUUCUAACAGACGGAUUCAUAGAUGGAGUUAUGCUGAAUCAAAGGGUUCUAACAGACAAGAACAAUAAAACUGUCUGUAUCCUGUUAUAUUCUGCCUCAGAAUACAUCUGAGCACCGGAAACUCCAGGCAAUAGUUUUACUCUGGCUCUGGCUCCCCAAUACGUGUGACUAGGGCUGUUACGGUGACCGUAUUACCGCCACACCGGCAGUCAUGAGUCAUGACCGCAGUCAAAAUGACCGUUUUGUCAUUGUAACUAGCCUUUUCCAAGCUCUGAUGCUGCUGAUGGCCAUUAGUAGCCUACCAAACAUGCUAACUUGACUUAAUGAGAAUCCAUGAGCUCAUGUUGCGCAACAUUUCUAUAGGCUAUGCAAUUGCGUGAGAAAACAGAGUUUUGAUGGCCUCUAUUAAAAGAAGGCGGAUCCCAUCACCUUUCUAUAGGCUAGGCCUACUAUAUUUAUUUCUCAACUUUCCUAAUAUUAAGCACAUUGCUUCGCUUUACAACAGGAGAAUAGCAUACUGGCAUGAAAAUGAACCACGGGAAAAGCGUCCUCCAUUCUCUAUUUAAGUGCAUAGAUGACAUGUAUUUCUUUCCCCUGCCCCUGUUUUGAGACAGGUGAUAAUGGUCCAUUCUAAAUCAAAACUAAUUUCACACAUAUAUUAUUUAGUAUAAAGACAAGAUUAUAUUAACAAUAGUCUGAUGGGUGACAAUAUUAGCCUUUCACUUGUGAAUGAUGCCCAGCGUGUGCAGUAAGGCAAGAAACAGCUCAAGCCUUUUUUUUUUCUCGACUUUUUCAAAUAAUAGUCACACACCUCAUGUAGCCUCUCCCAUAGGCCUAUAUGUUGAUAAGGUUUGUAUCACAACUAAAGUGGCCAAAUAACUUCUUAAAAUGAAGCACAUUCAUCCGCUUUACAACCUAACUGGAGGCGCGUGAGUUUCAAGUUUCGGGAAGAUCAUUUUCACCAUAUAAAUGCACCUUUAUAAUAAUGGAUUACAUGCAUAAUCACAUUUACGUUCACUUUUGAGAAUGGUGUUUUGCCGUAAAUGCAUUUUGGAACAUUCACGCUUAUAGCCUACUUCCGUGUGCAUAUUGCUGCGCUUAUAAUGUGAAGAAAUAGCCUAAUAGUUCUGAUCUGUUGCAUCAGCCUCAUUGCUUUUAAAAGGUUUUUUGAUGCGAGUGGUUGUAUUAAUUUGGGAUCUAUCGCAUCCCACAACUGUCCCAGAGUAUGUAUGGAAUAUUUAUUUCUCGCACAGAAGGACAAGUUGACCAAUAGAAUAGGUAAACUUUUGUACUAUAGGGGAUAGUAGAUUGACAUAGGCUAGUGCAUUUGCUGUUUGUUAGGCCUACUCAUCUUGUUGGCUGACGAAAAGUAAAUGUGGACAGUUCUUCUAACAUCUUCAAUAUGCGCCUCGGAAUUUGAUAAGAAGGACACGCGCAGUUGCGUCCCCGAUGUGUCUGUCUUCACUUGUAGCCUACUUCGGAGCUGAGAUACCUGUGAGAAGGACCCGAUCACGUGACGGGCAUUGGCUAAUAAGAAUUGAGAUAUCUGAGAGAGCCAUGAGAGUGAGAGGUGCUUUGGAGCACUGCGAUUGGCAGCCGGGAGAAGGGAAUUCUAAAUAUUAUUCAGCCCAAGGGCACAACGUCCACUUUGGCCGCAAAAGGCAUGGAUUGUUUUAGGGGGCAUUACGGCCACACAAGGGGAAUGCCGCCGGGAAAUUUGAGGCCUGGUGAGAAUAUUAUCAAGUGCUUGUCAAAUUGUGAAUGAGAGACUGAUGAAGUGUGUGCAGCCAGUGCAAGAAACAAAGCAGAGCUCAUGCCUUUCAUGCAACUUUUUUCAAAUCGUCAUUGGAGUCGUAUCAUGCAGCCUUAGAAUGUAUAAAAAAUCUAAACAUAUAGCUUAAUCACAACUAAAGUUGCAUAAAUAACUCUAAAUUAAGCAUAUAAGAGGACCUGUUAUCUUUAACUCUGCAUUGUUGGAAAAGGACCCGUAAAUAAGCAUUUCACUGUUAAUCUACACCUGUUGUUUACGAAGCGUUUGUAUUUGAUUUUACACCCUAGGGAGGCGGGUCUCCCAUGAUUGGCAGGUCUUUCAGCCAUCCAUCAUGCUUAUACAACAGAUUGUCCUCCACCUGAUCAAUAGAAAUAUGUUAUUAUGUCUCAGGGAACUGAGAUGAUAUGUAUGCAAUAGGCCAUUUUGAUCGUCUCAGUUCAUCACUCCCUGAUAUUAGGCAGAAUAAGGACAGCGAGGAGACUUUUGUGUCCAAGAGGAGCACAACAAAAUAUAAAUCCACCCCAGCUGAGAGCUCAGAGCUCUGUGUCUUACCAUACUCAGUGGUGUAAACUACUUAAGUAAAAAUACUUUGAAGUACUACUUAAGUAGUUUUUUGGGGUAUCUGUACUUUACUUCACUAUUUAUAUUUUUGACAACUUUUACUUUUACUUCACUACAUUCCUAAAGAAAAUAAUGUACUUUUUACUCCAUACAUUUCCCCUGACACCCACAAGUACUCGUUAUAUUUUGAAUGCUUAGCAGGACAGGAAAAUUGUCCAAUUCAUGCAUAUACUUAAGUAUAUUUUUGCAAUAAAAUUGACUUUUGAUACUUAAGUAUAUUUAAAACCAAAUACUUUUAGAAUUUUACUCAAGUAGUAGUUUACUGGGUGACUUUCACUUUUACUUUAGUAAUUUUCUAUUAAGAAAUCUUUACUUUUACUCAAGGAUGACUAUUGAAUACUUUUUCCACCACUGACCAUACUACACCUUGAUUAGUUCCCUAACUACAGAGAGAAUCCAUUACUGAAAGGAGGACAUUUAUCAAAUUCCAACUCCAAAACCAAUUGUGAUUAAUCGCAAUCCUCCCCUGAUCGAGAUCGAGGUCUAGAGCCUCCAGUUGUCUGGUAAUUAGAUGUGUGUGUCUAUGUGUGCAUUUGCGUGCGUCUGUGUUUCUUGAUGAGAUGUAUUUUGACCGAAAUGAAUAGCAGGUAAAGUGCAGAGUCAGUAGGGUUUAACACUCCUAUUGGAGCCGUAGGAGCAGAAGAGAAAUCACCAGCAGCUCUCAGCUGCAGGCACUCGACAGGCCUGCCCCCUCUCACCCCCAACCCACCAUCAGUCUCAUACGCAAAUGGGAUGCCUAAACAUGGGAUGGUCAUCACAGUCCUGGCUGUAGGUCUCUUUGCUGACUUACAUUAUAGCCCCAGUCCCCAGAGUGAUUUGUCUGUUAGUGUUUAUGCAGUAGGAGCUGUAAGUGCAAAGACUACAUGCUAUCCUUAAGGAGGGAGAAACGGAGAUGAAAAUCAACAGGCUACAAUUUAUUUAUUACUGGGUGACAGGGAACAGUGAGUUAGGUAUGGAGCUUACAGUCACUGUCAAUGACUGACCAACGCCCAGAGCUGAUUUCCAUUUUCCAGUAAAUGUUGUUUACUUCAUUCUGAGUGUUGUUUGUUUUGAUUUUGUUGUCCUUUUGGCUUUUGAAUAUCAAUAGCUUUUAUGGUGAACACACACGUCUGGACCAUUAACUAAAUGGACUGUACAAAAUCUGCACUUAAUUUAUCCACAGAGCUGUGCAACAGAGUGCAAAAAUCUAAUUGACAAGCACAUUUAGGCACACCGAUGUCAACACUAGUGUAGUCUGUACCUCUACAACCUUUUACAUACAGACCAAUGGGCUAUGACUAACAGAAUACUGUUUUGAAGAAGAAAAAGGUUAAGAUAGAAUAUACAGCGCAUUCGGAAAGUAUUCAGACCCCUUGACUUUUUCCACAUUUUGUUACGUUACAGCCUUAUUCUAAAAUUGAUUAAGCUGUUUUUUUCCCCUCAUCAAUCUACACACAAUACCCCAUAACGACAAAGAAAAAACAGGUUUUUUUUUUUUUUUUGUUUAACAAAUGUAUUAACAAUAAAAAACGGAAAUAUUACAUUUACAUAAGUAUUCAGACCCUUUACUCAGUACUUUGUUGAAGCACCUAUGGCAGCAAUUACAGCUUCAAGUCUUCUUGGGUAUGACGCUGUAUUUGGGGAGUUUCUCCCAUUGUUCUCUGCAGAACCUCUCAAGUUCUGUCAGGUUGGAUGUGGAGCAUCGCUGCACAGCUAUCUCUCCAGAGAUGUUCGAUCGGGUUCAAAUUAUGUGGAGCUACUUGUAGCUCUCUAAUGCUUUAAUCUUUAAUCACUCAUUCAGAUAGAAAUAGAAUUGUUUCCAAAAAUAAUUAGCAUAGCAUGUUUUGCAGUUCCACGCAUGUUCAACAUACAGCAAGAGAUCAAUUAUCUUUAAUCAUUUUCAAAGAAAACAACAGACGCUUUUAUAGCAACACCUAUUUAACUAAUUUCUCUGCCUCUGUCCACAGAUACACCAAGAUGAAGACAUCCACCAACAUCUACAUCUUUAACCUGGCUCUAGCGGAUGCCCUAGCCACCAGCACACUCCCCUUCCAGAGCGCCAAGUACCUGAUGGGGACCUGGGCGUUCGGAGAGGUCCUCUGUAAGGUGGUCAUCGCCAUCGACUACUAUAACAUGUUCACCAGCAUCUUCACCCUGACCAUGAUGUCUGUGGACCGCUACAUCGCUGUGUGCCACCCAGGUAAAAGGAGAGAAGCAUUCCACAUGGCACCCUAUUCCCUUUAUAGUGCACUACUUUUAACCAGAGCCUAGGGAAGCUCUGGUCAGAAGAAGUGCACUUUAUAGGGAAUAGGGUGCCAUUUGGAAUGCAGACUGAUCAACUCCUAUCCUCUCGCGUAAAUAAAUGAAAGGGUGCUUAGAGCCAAUAAUCGACCACAUAAAAAAUGAAAAAAGGCCAGCACUCUUAACUUAAUUUUCUGUGUGUCACCCAGUGAGAGCCCUGGAGUUCAGGACGCCCGCCAAGGGUAAGAUCAUCAACGUUCUGAUCUGGGUUCUGUCCUCUGCCAUCGGAGUGCCCAUCAUGGUCAUGGCGGUGACCAAAAUGACAGACAGUGGUGAGACAGCAGCGUUAAACUAGCUAGCACGUUUUUUACACUUCUUUCAAAGGAUUUCUUGUAUAGCCUCACUCAUAUUGGAGUUUUCGUCAUUUGAAACUCAACAUGUUUUGGAAUUCUUCAGUUGAAUUUAUGUUUUUUUUAAUCCCAUUAAAUAAGGGGAUAAGUACCUCUUCCUGCAAAUUUACAGUAUAUUAUAUCUUUGGUCAAAAUAUCAAUUAUCUCUAUAACAUAAACCUCCUACAGUCUCCUCUCUAAAUAUGUUUGACUCCUUUCCUUCUCUCCUUCACCCCUCGCUCCGCCCCUUCACCCCUCGCUCCGCCCCUUCACCCCUUGCUCCGCCCCUUCACCCCUCUCCUCCUAGGUCAGACUAUGUGCACGUUGAAGUUCCCCGACCCUGACUGGUACUGGGACACGGUCACUAAGAUCUGCGUGUUCAUCUUUGCCUUCGUCGUCCCUGUCACGGUCAUCACCAUCUGCUAUGGUCUGAUGAUACUGCGUCUGCGCAGCGUCCGCCUGCUCUCAGGCUCUAAGGAGAAGGACCGCAACAUGCGCCGCAUCACCCGCAUGGUCCUCGUGAUUGUCGCGGCCUUCAUCAUCUGCUGGACGCCCAUCCACAUCUUCAUCAUCAUCAAGACCCUGGUGGAGAUCGACUCUAGGUAAGUAUUUAUGUUUUGUGUAGUUUUAUUUUCUUGUUGAUUUUACUGUGUGCUUUAUUGCUUUUUUAUUAAUCUUGCUGAUUUUAUUAGGUCAAAUUACUUCGAAAAAGGGCGUAAAAUGAAUUAUACAUAAUUUAUGAUUAUUUAUUAUUAACAGGAACCCCUACGUGAAAGCCAGCUGGCACCUCUGCAUUGCGCUGGGCUACAUGAACAGUAGUCUCAACCCCGUUCUCUACGCUUUCCUGGAUGAGAACUUCAAGAGGUGCUUCCGGGACUUCUGCCUGCCCUGCCGGACCCGCAUGGAACGCAACUCCCUCAACAGGGGUCGGAAUGCCAACCGGGAACCCGUGUCCGUCUGCGCUCCGACUAUAGCUGGGACGGAAAAUAAGCCCGUAUGA
Molecule: messenger RNA, 14352 nt
Organism: Coregonus sp. 'balchen'
Lineage: Eukaryota; Metazoa; Chordata; Actinopteri; Salmoniformes; Salmonidae
Source: the annotation of a GenBank genome assembly